AUGGCAGCUAACAAGGUUACUUACAACGUUGGGACGUCAAAUCAAUUUGCUGGCUUCUACGACGAUCAUGAAGUCGUAUAUUAUCAUCCAGAUGUUAUACCAAGAACACACGUCCCGUACGGCAAUGCAGCGAUUGCGUACCAUGUUGUUCCCGCAUACGUCGCCGUCGACAACGUCCCAACAUACACAGAUGAUAAUAUCAUCGACACGAGAGCUAGGGCCAGGCACACAAGUAGAAGGUUCAGAGGGAACCCAAACGCAGCAAGAAAGUUCGAUAGGUUAAGCGGCACGGGAAGAGGAAAGGAAAUUAAGAAACAAGGAGAAGGAGGACACAACUGGGGAAACCCAUCAAAGGAAUCAAAAACGCCCAACGCAAUGAUCACAGAAGAUAACGAACUUGCAGAAGAACUGAACAACCUGACCCUUAACGACAAGACGCCGUCGAAAUCUAACGAAGAAAAGGAAUUGAACAGGGAAAACGGAAAGGAUAAGGGGAACGACAAGACGAAAAACGACAUUAUGGAUUUCGAGUCAUACAAAUUGUUGCAGAAGUCAAAAAGAACAAAUUUGCCCACGUUUACAGUAAAUGACAAGAAGACUGUAUCGACAGACGAAGAACUCCAGAAUGGUGGAUAUGUAAAGUACGUGAAGAAGACGGAAGAAACAAAGACACAGGAGAAAGUAAAGGUUGUCAACUACAACGUUGGCUCGAAUCCUUCCAACGUACUGCCCAGUCAUCCAUCAUCGUUUAGAGAUCGUAAGUCCAGAAAAAACUACUCGGGCCAACCCAGACCAAGAAACACUAACAACAGGAUUAGAGUUAAAGCACCCGAUUUUAACGAUCUGAAAAUGUUUCCUUGCCUUGAAUUGACGUCAUAA
Molecule: messenger RNA, 879 nt
Organism: Theileria orientalis strain Shintoku
Lineage: Eukaryota; Apicomplexa; Aconoidasida; Piroplasmida; Theileriidae
Product: nuclear RNA binding protein B
Exons: 4
Coding region: 1-879 (292 amino acids)
Cellular component (GO): nucleus; cytoplasm
Molecular function (GO): RNA binding
Source: RefSeq, a predicted model, not a curated record